AUGACCCGACCACCUGACUGUUCCCAACCGACUUUACCCCCGAGCCACGGGGUAAAGUCGCGAGCAGAGGAGAGCCACGAGCCGAGGGAAGCCACGGAGACGAACCACGAGCAAAGGGAAGCCACGGAAGAAAACCACGAUCGGGUCCCUUCAAGCACCAAGGAGACGUACCGCGAAGCGACCUACACGCAGCGGCUGGGCUCAUACCCCGCCUGCGCAAAGCCCCAGCCCAUGGUCCGGAGCGGUGUGCGCCAUACGCACUGGGGACUAGCGCCGUCGAGCGGCCUCUGGCCUUCUUUCGGCCACAGCCAUUGGGGCAAUCCCCACGGAGCCUCCACACCAGAGGUCACAGCUCCAGGCGCCUCAUCUCCAGCUGCUCUCACACCAAUCACGAGUGAGGGACACGGGGACCACGGGCGCCACAGAAUCCAUUCCUCAACCUUCAUAACCGCAGAAACACCUCGGCGGCGUCCCGAUGGCCCUGUCUUUGAGUCAGAGCCAAACACGCCCAACUCCAGCUAA
Molecule: messenger RNA, 522 nt
Organism: Knipowitschia caucasica
Lineage: Eukaryota; Metazoa; Chordata; Actinopteri; Gobiiformes; Gobiidae
Source: the annotation of a GenBank genome assembly